Molecule: messenger RNA, 525 nt
Organism: Globicephala melas (long-finned pilot whale)
Lineage: Eukaryota; Metazoa; Chordata; Mammalia; Artiodactyla; Delphinidae
Source: RefSeq, a predicted model, not a curated record
AUGCAGAAGUGGCCGAGGUCGGCCCAAGGCACUUGCCUCUCUGGCGAGAGAGGAUGCAAAGCCGAGAACCAGCGACCUCCGGUAUCAGCUCCGGAGACGGGCCGCGAGCCGGCAAAGGGGAAGUACAACGAGGACCCAGGGCCCCCGCGCAUCCGGCGCCCUUCUGAAGGCCAAGGGAGGCUCGGGCGCCGGAGCCUCCAGUUCAACUCCGACAAGACAAAAAUCUCUAGCCCUAUAGAGACAGUGGAGCAUUGAAUCCUCAUUACUGUUUCCCAAAAGUAUGCUGGGAAGGAUGGGAACAACUGCAGAUUGUUCAAGAGCAAUUUCCUAAGCUUCAUAAAUAUAGAAAUGGCUGCCUUCACAAAGAGCCAAAAGGACUGUGUCCUUGACCACAUGAUGCAGAAAUGGGACCUCAACUGUGGUAGGCAGUUAGAUUUCCAAGAAUUUCUUAACCUUCUUGGUAGCAUGGCCAUGGCUUGCCAUGACUCCUUUAUCAUGGCUACCCAUUCCCAGAAGCAAAUCUGA